CCUUCCCUCUCCUUCCUUUAAGUCAAAUCGUUCCCCACAAGCAAACUCUACCACCAACCACUCCACCCAUGGAACUCCAAUUCCAGCAACACCAAGUCCCAAUCUCCAAGCCCACCAAGUUCAGAGGGAGGACCAAGAGCAGCAGCACCAAAUUUGUUGGUGUGAGGCAAAGGCCCUCAGGUAGAUGGGUAGCAGAGAUCAAGGAUACCACACAGAAGAUUAGGAUGUGGCUUGGGACCUUCGAGACCGCCGAGGAGGCAGCCCGAGCCUACGAUGAGGCCGCCUGCCUCCUCCGAGGGUCCAACACCCGCACCAACUUCAUCACCCAUGUCUCCACCAACUCCCCGCUAGCCUCGAGGAUUCGCAACCUCCUCAGUCACAAGAAGCUCGGCAAAAAUGGAUCUCAACCUCAUCAUCCCGCCAGCAAUCCUCAAAGCUAUUGCACCUCCACUCCUGCCGCCAGUCCUAGUAUCAGCACUAGUUCGAGCACAACCACAACUGAAGGCAGUGGUGGUACUGGUGCUGCUGCUCUUGGUCAUGAUAAGAAACAUGACAUGCAGAAAACUGAUGAAGUCUACAGGCCAUGCUUCAGCAAUGGUGUAGAAGAACUCGAUUUGGGCUCUUCACCAUCAGAUAAUUCAUGGUUAUUUGAAUCUGGAUUCGACCGUUUGCUCGAUGGAUUCGAAUUGCCUGAUGCAAGCUCGGAGCUCUCAGAGUUCGAUAGGAUGAAGGUGGAAAGGCAGAUAUCGGCAUCACUCUAUGCGAUGAAUGGACUUCCGGAGUACUUCGAGACGGUGCAUGAUCCCUCUGAUUCUUUAUGGGACCUUCCCUCUAUAUGUCACUUGUCCUGCAGCACUUGAUGUAGUUUGGUCACCUACCUUCUCCUUCUUUCUCCAUCUUUUUCUUUUUUUUUUCUUCUAUGAGAACGCUUAUUGUGGUUUGCUUGUAUGGAGAUAUCUUGGUGAGCAGGAGGUGUCAUGCAGCUUAGAAUUGAAUGCCAGGAUUCAUUUCCAGAUUCA
Messenger RNA from Phoenix dactylifera (date palm), 1019 nucleotides. RefSeq names its product ethylene-responsive transcription factor ERN1. NCBI's taxonomy places the organism in Eukaryota, Viridiplantae, Streptophyta, Magnoliopsida, Arecales, Arecaceae. The record is from RefSeq and is a predicted model, not a curated record. Gene Ontology annotation, biological process: regulation of DNA-templated transcription. Gene Ontology annotation, molecular function: DNA-binding transcription factor activity; DNA binding.